AACAGAUACGGGUUCCAGAAUAACCCCGAGUUUAAGAAAUUAUAUAAAAGGGCUGUCAAAACUGGAGGAUUCCCCGGUGGUUUGGCCAAUGAUGGUAACACAUGUUUCAUGAACUCCGUCAUCCAGUGCCUUGCAAGUUCUAAUGAACUAAGAGCUUUUCUUGCUGCUUUUGCAACACAGAAAGCAGCUGAAGACGAAACUGAUGAUAGUCAAGAAAAGAACAGUGAUAUUUUUUCUGCUGCACUUCUCGAACUGAUAGAUUCGUUGAAUUCAAAACAUGGAAAUAGAGCACCUACAUACAAAACAAAAGAUUUACUCCGCGUAAUGAAGGACUCUCCCAACAAACACUUGUUUUUAGGAUAUAACCAAGAGGAUGCUCAGGAAUUCUACCAAAAUUUGAUGAAACAAGUGGAGAAAGAAUGUACUGACUUAGCAAAGUCGCAGAACAUCGAUGUUAAAGUCUCUGAAAACUACGUUCCGUUACCUGAAAAUGCAAUCACAGGUUUAGAUUCUCUUGGAUAUUUGGGUAAUGUGUAUGUUCCAGUCUCACAGAUAGACCCUGCCGACUCUGAAAAUGAAAAAAAUUACCUUCCCUACAAAUUGUUGACACCUGUUGAUGGUUUGCAGUGCGACCGUAUCGGAUGUGUCGAAUGUGGUGAAAUGGGUGGUAUAAGAUACUCUGUUACUAGUGGUCUUGCACUGAACUUGCCAAUGGAUGGGGCGACCAGAAAUAGAUUUACUCUUGGAGAAUUGGUUAGUGAAUUCUGUAAACCAGAUGUCAUUGAUGGUGUGGAAUGUAAUAGAUGCAGUCUAGUAGCUGUGAGGGAAAAUCUUGCCGAAAGAUUGCAAAAUCUUGAACAAAAUGAGACAGGAAUGGCUGGUGCAAAGCUGUUGAAGGAAAAAAUUGAAUCCCGUCUCACCGAAAUAGAUGAAGUUUUGAGCAAGAGAUGUAUACACGAUGAUGUUUAUGAGAAACUUCAUACGAAAAAUAUGGUGAGAAAAAGCCGAAAGGUGAAACAAAGUUAUCUAUCUCGACCACCAGCAUUAUUAUGCAUUCAUGUGAACCGAAGCGUUUUUGACCCAAGGACAUACAUGGUCCGGAAGAACAACGCCAAGAUUGAUUUUCCUCUUGAGUUAGAUAUGAGCGACUUUGUUGCAUCUGUUGAUGACAUAAAUACGGAUGCUAGACUUGAAUUCCGGAAACAGGACGAAGAAACAAAGAAGAUAGACAGAAGUAACACAUUGAAAUAUGAACUAAAGAGUGUCAUUUCUCAUUUUGGUACACAUAACUAUGGACAUUAUAUUGCAUAUAGAAAGCAUAGAGGUAAUUGGUGGCAUUUAAGUGAUGAGAUUGUUAGAUUGAGUACGCAAGAAGAAGUUCUUGGAAGUCAGGGGACAUUCAUGUUGUUUUACGAGAUCUUAGACAAUGAUACUGUUUGUGAGUUUUCUGACAAUAGUAGUGAUAGUGAUGAAAGUUCUGACGAGGGGGAGGAGAGAGAU
Molecule: messenger RNA, 1500 nt
Organism: Pichia membranifaciens NRRL Y-2026
Lineage: Eukaryota; Fungi; Ascomycota; Pichiomycetes; Pichiales; Pichiaceae
Exons: 3
Biological process (GO): protein deubiquitination
Cellular component (GO): cytosol; nucleus
Molecular function (GO): cysteine-type deubiquitinase activity; cysteine-type endopeptidase activity
Source: RefSeq, a predicted model, not a curated record